AUGACGUACAGGAUCUGCUAUGAAGUUUCUCUGAUGUCCCGGUUCGCAUGUGUGAUUGAAUACAGACUGUCUCUCAGAGCACCACAUAAGCCUUCUACAAAAUGGUUGGAGACAUACUUAGCUGCAAAGAACCAAAUAAGAGGCUGGUCAAGGCUGAAGAAAGAUGCAAUCCAAGGACUUAUACGUAAAUAUGAUGUUGUGUCAAUUGGGGGAAAAGAAAAAUUGAUUAAGCCUAUAGUUGAUAAUGAAUCUGACGUUUUAUAUUACGUCACAGUAGACGAGUUGUUUGAAGUCAUCCAAACAGCACAUUUAGCAGUAGGUCAUGGUGGUAGAAAUAGGAUAAUGGCUGUGUUAAAAACAAAAUAUUGUAAUGUGACAACGGAGGCAGUUAUGGCAUAUUUAGGUUUAUGCAGUUAUUGUCAAACAAAAAGGGCCGAAGAAAUCGCUUUAAAUCUAAUAGAUAUUUAUACAAUAUUUGGUGCACCCGCUAUACUCCACUCGGAUAAUGGUCGUGAGUUUGUAAAUUCUAUUAUAACAAAUUUAAAUGAAAUGUGGGGAGACGUCAAAAUUGUGCAUGGCAAGCCUCGUCAUAGCCAGACCCAAGGAUCAAUUGAACGCGCGAAUAGGGACGUUGAAGAAAUUUUGGCUUCUUGGAUGGCUGAUAAUAAAUCAAAAGACUGGCCAAUGGCAUUAAAAUUUGUGCAAUUUCAUAUAAAUCGGGCUUUGAACUCAGGUAUUGGAAGAUCGCCAUACGAAGCGAUGUUUGGUUGUACAGCGAGAACAGGGUUAGCUUCAGCAGGGAUACCUUACGAUGAAAUAGAAAAACUUAAGUCAGAAGAGGAUAUUGAAGAACUAUUUAAUAACAGCAACCAUUCAAAUCAUAUAAAUGCAGUAGAAGAUGAUUUAGUCGAUGUUGGAGAUCUUGACAAUGAAGUAAACUUGGAGACUGAAAAUGAAUUAAGAAAUACUAAAGACAUAGGUAAUUAUUUAAUAUUUAUUUUAUGUAAUUUGGCAAAAAUGCUUGCAUAUUUCUGCAAAUUUAAUGGUUGUUGCGUAAAAGAAUUGAAAAAUUAA
Myzus persicae (green peach aphid) is the source of this 1074-nucleotide messenger RNA. Its product is annotated as KRAB-A domain-containing protein 2-like. The transcript is spliced from 5 exons. Gene Ontology annotation, biological process: DNA integration. The record is from RefSeq and is a predicted model, not a curated record. Lineage: Eukaryota; Metazoa; Arthropoda; Insecta; Hemiptera; Aphididae. The coding region runs from base 1 to 1074 and encodes 357 amino acids. Gene Ontology annotation, molecular function: nucleic acid binding.